Messenger RNA from Fonsecaea multimorphosa CBS 102226, 1962 nucleotides. RefSeq lists its product as uncharacterized. The record is from RefSeq and is a predicted model, not a curated record. Lineage: Eukaryota; Fungi; Ascomycota; Eurotiomycetes; Chaetothyriales; Herpotrichiellaceae. Bases 1 to 1962 code for a protein of 653 amino acids. The transcript has a single exon.
AUGGGGACCGGGAAACGACCUGGCGAUGAUAUUGCCAUACCUGUUGCCUCAAAAAUCCAGCGAUCCUCAACUGACGCUGCAAGCAACAUCCUGACGCAGCCUGAUCAGGACAUACCAGUAAUCAACAGACAACUUCCUGAUCCACCAUUCCGCCCACUAACAGAAUUUCAUCUGAAGAUCAGAAUCUGCUCCGAGAAGAAGGCUGUACGGAAUGACCCUAAGCAUCCAGCGAACGGCGAUGAAGAAACCUCGAACGUCGAGUAUCUUGACAGCAAAAUUGCCGAGUAUGAUGAAUUCUCCCAUCUACCCUGGUUAGAGCCGAUGGAGGUAGUGAUGACCAGGGGAGACUCUUCACUUGAUGGACGUGCGGAAAUAGUCGGAUUCUGUGGGGCAAAGCUGAUUAGGCGCACCAAGAUUCGCAGAAAGUUCUACAGGCAGAUGUCGAAGACUUUUGAUGAGCCGACAUUGUUAGCGUUCGAUUUAUUUGACCGAUUUGGUAACCUGAAGGACGACUACGAGGACCACGCCAUCCGAAAAGGACUGCCUAUGUGGGAACCCCGACUCGAUCAGGGCGAUAUUCUGCUCAUUGAAGACAUUAUCAUCGAGAAGCCAUAUCGGCGGCUGGGGCUUGCGAAGAAGAUUGUUACCGCGCUGCUGGAAACCACCAAGCGCAAGACCAAGGGUGGGUUUGCCGUGAUACUCUGGCCUGAAUCUUCCAAGGAUGUCCAUUUUCAGGAUCUCCUCACAGCCAUAGUUGGAGACAGUGGAAAUGUCCAUAGACCGGAGGUCUUUGAUCAUCACGACUCUGUGGCUAUUGCAUGGGCCCGCUCACUUGGUUUCCGACGAAUAGGUUCUUCUAUCUGGUUCGGUCUUGCAUGUUGGCGUGGCCUAUACAUACCUGAUGGGGAUGAUUACGACCCUCCUGUUUUCAAGCGUGCCGUCCAAGAUACCUUGCCAGAGUCAAUUCGGGCUGAGUCGAGCGACAGGAUGUUCCUCAAAGCCGCCCAACAAUAUGUUCAACAAAUCAAGCCAGACAGUCAGCAAUGGUUUGCCAUUGACAAAGAGGCGAACACUCUCUUACACCUUGCCGCCCUAAACUCCCUCCCUGAAAGUGUAGCUUGGAUCAUGCAGCAGCCAGCUUCAGCUCAGUUGAUGGGAAUGCGCAAUUCUAGUGGAAAUACUCCACUCGAGGCACUGCUACAAAAGCUUGAGAUCGUGCGGACAAGGUCCUGGUCUGGCACGUCAAUCACUAUAGUGUCAGACGAUUUCGAAGGCCAUACAGUUGCCUCGGCAAAAUGCAUUGCUCUGCUGAAACAAGUGAAAAUUGACACAGAGGAAGACUUGGAACAAUUUCGGUAUGGCUGCACCUGCGGCGAGUGCAUUGACGGCUAUCUUAGUCCGCGAAUGAGAUUUGCGUUGUCUUUGAGAGCCGACAUGCUGUAUCACAGGCUUCAGGAAGACAUGGACAAUCUGUCUGGCGACAUAUGGGUAUCUGCCAACGAGUCUGCACUUGAGCAUCUUCCAGAUUACUGUCUCAAACUACUGAGUCGCUACAGAGCAAGCCGUGAAGGCUGUAUCAGACUCUGCUGUCACAUCACAGAUUGUCUUGAUGUCUGCAGCCCGCCGGAUAAAGCUUCUAUCGGUGUCCAUGUCGACGCUGAAAAAGACAAUCCUAUCUGCAUCGACAAGUUCUUCAAGUGUGGAGGCAACAUAGAAGGAAUCAUGUUCCAUAUCUUUGAGGAAGCAUUAGGGGACGAUGAGAUCUUCGGGGAUGGCUUUUUGCACGAAUUGGACGAAGAUUGCCUCUGGUAUGAAGAGGAAAAGUGCCGCAACGACCACGAAUUCGUCCUUGUUGCCCGGAAAUGCGGUUAUGGAGACAUGGCCAAGGCUUUGAAAUUUUCCUUGCGAGGGAUUCUCCAUCAUGCGAGUCAGAACGACAAGGGUACGAAGAGUUCCUCCUAG